AUGGGAAAAAGCAACUGGCUUAGUACUCACGCUCAGGGUACCAGCGAUCCUCCCGAGGUUCGCAAUGGCCACAUCCACCUAGUCGCCCUCGUGGCGUCCAUGUCUGCCCUAGCCAUGGGUUAUGACACCUCAGUUAUUGGCGGCACGAUGGCGCUCGACUCCUUCAUCCGCGACUUCAAGACGGGUGAGCUGGAGCCGUACGUCCGUGACACCGUCCAGGCAAAUAUCGUCUCUACCUUCCAGGCAGGAUGUGCCGCUGGUGCGCUCUUCACGUUUCCCCUCGCGGAACGUAUCGGCCGCCGCUGGACCAUUGUCUUUGGCGCCCUGGUCUUCCUGCUCGGUGGCACGCUGAUGACGGCUGCCAUGGGUAACAUGAACAUGAUCUAUGCCGGACGUGCUAUCGCCGGUCUCGGCAUUGGCUGCACCUCUCUCACCGUCCCUGUCUACAUCUCGGAGACUGCACCUCCGUCCAUUCGUGGUCGUCUCGUGGGCAUCUUUGAGAUUGCCUCCCAAGGAGGAGGCAUGCUCGGGUUCUGGAUCAACUACGCAACCAACCGCACCAUUGAUGUAGAGAGGCAAGCCCAAUGGAUUAUUCCUCUGGGUGUGCAGCUCAUCCCUGGCGUCCUUCUCGUGAUUGGUAUGAUCUUCUUCUGCCCUGAGUCGCCCCGCUACCGGGCUCGCAAGGACGACUUUGAGGGGUGUGAGAGAAUUCUGUGCAAGCUGCGCAACCUCCCGGCCGACCACCCGUACAUGAUCAACGAGAUUGCCGAGAUCCGCGAGCAGAUCCAGAUGCGUUCCACCUUGCAGAUGAGUAAGAAGGACCAGUUCAUGAAGCUAUUUCAGAAGGGUACUCGCAACCGGAUGGGUAUUGCCAUGGGCCUCAUGUUCCUUCAGUCUUUCACUGGCACCAAUGUCAUUACCUACUACGCUCCUCGUAUCUUCCAGAGCAUCGGCAUCACAGGCACCUCCAACAAGCUCUUCAGCACCGGUUUCUACGGCAUUGCCAAGACAGCUGGCAUGAUUGCCUUCACUGUGAUUGUUGUUGAGCGCGUCGGCCGCCGCAAGGGUCUGGUCUGGGGCUCUGCGCUCGGCAUGAUCCCCAUGUUCUUCCUGGGCGGCUACGUUCUUGUUGCCGAUCCCACUGCCAAGGUCAGCACGGGCGCUGUCCAGCAAGACUCGUGGGGCUACGUUGCCAUGGCUGCCAUCUAUCUGAAUGCCUUCAUCAUUUGUGCUACCUGGCAGGGCAUCACAUGGACGUACGCGUCCGAGAUUUUCCCGCUCGACAUCAGGAUGCUCUGCGUUGCCAUCACGACCUGCACGACCUGGAUCGGCUCCUUCACCAUCGCCCGCAUCACGCCGCACAUGAUUACGAGCCUGGGAUACGGCACGUACUUCUUCUUUGGCGCCGUGCUGGUCGCGAUGGGCGUCUGGGCGCUCUUCUUCGUCCCCGAGACCAAGGGUGUUUCAUUGGAAGACAUGGACGGCCUGUUCUCGGUGCCGACGAGCAAGACGUGCUGGGCACAGAUCCGGGGCAGACCGCUGCCGCUGCCGGCGGGCGGGCUCAACGGCGGCGAUGCGGACUCGAUCAUUGCGGAGAAGGGCGAGGUCAAGCACGUCGACUAG
Molecule: messenger RNA, 1623 nt
Organism: Microdochium trichocladiopsis
Lineage: Eukaryota; Fungi; Ascomycota; Sordariomycetes; Xylariales; Microdochiaceae
Product: general substrate transporter
Exons: 5
Coding region: 1-1623 (540 amino acids)
Biological process (GO): carbohydrate transport; transmembrane transport
Cellular component (GO): membrane
Molecular function (GO): carbohydrate:proton symporter activity
Source: RefSeq, a predicted model, not a curated record